Molecule: messenger RNA, 2196 nt
Organism: Trifolium pratense (red clover)
Lineage: Eukaryota; Viridiplantae; Streptophyta; Magnoliopsida; Fabales; Fabaceae
Product: putative pentatricopeptide repeat-containing protein At1g12700, mitochondrial
Exons: 1
Coding region: 379-2025 (548 amino acids)
Molecular function (GO): protein binding
Source: RefSeq, a predicted model, not a curated record
CGCUUCCGUUGCACCAAUUACAGUAAGCAGUGGAAUCAAUUCAAAAGAGAGCCUUCUCCGCCACUUCUGCAAAAUCAACCGGAGUAGUCGCUGCCAUCGUCAGCCACGAUGAUGCCGUCGUGUCUGUUAAUUACUUCCGUUUCACCAUUACUUUUUUCAGUUAUUUUAUUUUUUUAUUAUUUUCUUUUUUCAGUUUAUAUUUGUGCCGUUUGAUUUAAUCAAGUGGCUGAAAAUAGAGCAGUAAAGAGCACUAGAGAGAUUUUGACUGCAGAGGAUUAUCAAUCUUAUCCAAAACUGAGUGGCAGUUGCAGCAUCAUAAAAGUGAAUCACUAAUACCACAGUCGCAACAAUUUUCAUUCUUCAAUCUCAACCAUUAAAAUGUCAUUUUCAGUGUUAAGUCACGGUGCUGCUGCUGCUAUCACUCUUUCUCCUUCCAACAAUUUCAAUUGUCGCCGAUUUUACUCUCAAGCUCAUUCCAAUUCCCAAAUACAUCAAAAUCUUGUUGUUAAUGUUGAUUCUUCAUUCAAUCGAAUGCUCAAUAUCAACCCUACCCCACCCAUCGUCAAAUUCAAUAAGAUGUUAACUUCCCUUGUUAAAAACAAACAGUUUGACACUGCUAUUUCCCUCUCUCAUCAAAUGGAACUCAAAGGAAUUCAACCUAACUUUGUUACUUUGAACAUCUUGCUCAAUUGUUUCUGCCACAUUAGUCAACUUAAUUUUGCAUUUUCUGUAUUAGCAAAAAUUCUCAAGCUAGGUUAUCAGCCUGAUACCAUAACAAUGACUACACUUAUGAAAGGCAUGUGUCUUAGUGGUCAGGUUAUUAAAGCUUUGGAUUUUCAUGACGAUGUUAUAUCAAAGGGAUUUCAGCUUAAUCAAGUUAGUUAUGGAAUCUUGAUUGAUGGCUUAUGUAAAAAAGGAGAAACAACAGCUGCCCUGCAGUUGCUUAGAAGGAUUGAAGAGUUAAUGGUUAAACCAAACGUGGUAAUGUACAGUAUAGUCAUUAAUAGUCUUUGCCAGGAUAAACUUGUGAGUGAUGCUUUGCAUUUAUAUUCUGAAAUGAUUGUCAAGAAUAUUUAUCCUGAUGUUGUCACUUACACUAAUUUAAUAUAUGGCCUUUGCAUUGUGUGUCAAUUCAAAGAAGCUGUUGGUUUGUUAAAUGAAAUGUUGUUGAAAAACAUCAGCCCGAAUGUUGUUACUUUUAAUAUAUUGAUUGAUGGUUUAUCUAAGGAAGGAGAGUUGAGAAAAGCUAAAAAUGUCUUGGCUAUUAUGAUAAAACAAGGUGUGAAACCAGAUGUUGUUACUUAUAAUUCUUUAAUGGAGGGGUAUUUUUUGGUUAAAGAAGUGAACAAGGCCACAUAUGUAUUCAAUACAUUUGCUCAAACGGAAGUGAAACCAGAUGUUGUUAACUACAAUGUCAUGAUUAAUGGUUUAUACAAGAAUAAAAUGGUGGAUGAAGCCAUGGAUCUCUUCAAAGAAAUGCAUUUAAAAAACAUAGCUCCUAAUACUAGAACAUACAAUUCACUUAUUGAUGGGCUUUGCAAAUCGGGGAGAAUCCCUGAUGCUUGGGAUCUUGUUGAUGAGAUGCAUGAUAGAGGCCUACAUGCUAAUGUCAUCACUUACAAUUCUAUAUUGGAUGCUUUGUGCAAAAGCCAUCAGAUUGACAAAACAAUUGAAUUAUUUGUGAAGAUCAAUGAACAAGGAAUUCAGCUAGAUAUGUAUACUUACACUAUACUUGUCGAUGCACUAUGCAAAAAUGGAAGACUGAAGGAUGCACUAGAGAUUUAUCAGGAUAUUUUGAUUAAAGGCUACCAUUUUAAUGUGACGAUGUAUAAUGUUAUGAUUGAUGGGCUUUGUAAAGAGGGCUUGCUUGAUGAAGCAUUGUCCUUAAUGUCAAAAAUGGAAGAUUACGGUUGCACCCCUAACGGCAUAACUUACACAACUCUUAUUCAUGCUUUGUCAAAAAAUGGCAAGAAUGAGAAGGCGGUGAAACUUCAUCGUGAAAUGAUUGCUAGAGGUCUUUUGUAAGAGUAAAACGACCAUCUAAUUUUUAUUUCCUUUCAUAUUUGUAAAAGAUGGUUGGUGGAAUUGGUUCACUAUUACAUUUGUUUUAAUUUUAAUUAAAAGUUAUACUUUGGUAGUUUCAUUAUGAUAUUUGUAACAGCAAUUGUGUUUGUCUUUUUAAUUCCUUAAUAGCUA